UUGGAGACGAGAUUCUGAAUAUUAUAGCUGAGAACAUCAUCUGCUGUACGAAAUUAUGCAUUUCUUCGUUUUCCUAUUGUCCGUUUCCGCUUUAAUAGUUCAGGGAAAUGCCCAAUAUCUGCGGUACUACAGCGACGGCUUCUAUCAACAUCCAAGCUACUAUCCUGACACUGACAUUAUUCCGUCUCCAAACUUGAUUCCUGGUGGCCGUCUUUUCUGGAAUCUUUAUGCAAGGACAUCAACGACCACCACUACUUGCACGGUUUUUACUGCUGUGAUUUGCGCUGGCCGCCGCAAACGAUUUCUUACAAGCGAUGACGACUCCAUCGAACCUAGUCCAGUCAACAAGAUUGAGGUCACACAGGUUGCCGAGAUGGAACCCUCCAGCACUAGGAAGGAUCGCAAAGCUGAACCGCAAUUGCCGUACUGGCGUGACUAUUCUGACUACGGAAUCCCCGAGUCCACGUUUGACCACCGUUUAUUCUAUCCUUCUGCUAAUUACAAUCCAUACCUUCGUCAGCCAGUGAUUGUCGCUGAUCCGCGCUUGUUUUUCCGACCUAUCACCUCAACGUUUACCACCACCGUCAGAUCGACACCUGUUUGUUCUCAGCCAAGUGGAUUCAACCAAUGUUAGACCACAUAGCCAUUGGCACUGCAAAUGAAUUAUAAUAUUUACCGUAGUAACCAAACUUAAAGGCGAUAGUCGAUACUUAUCUUGGUAAAUUCAGUUGAAAAAGCGCUGGAUCUAAAUUUUGUACUUUGCGCAUGAAAAUACAUAAAUUAAGUGAA
Messenger RNA from Daphnia pulicaria, 789 nucleotides. RefSeq lists its product as uncharacterized. The coding region runs from base 56 to 634 and encodes 192 amino acids. The record is from RefSeq and is a predicted model, not a curated record. The transcript is spliced from 2 exons. NCBI's taxonomy places the organism in Eukaryota, Metazoa, Arthropoda, Branchiopoda, Diplostraca, Daphniidae.